This is a messenger RNA of Aspergillus puulaauensis, 1710 nucleotides long. RefSeq names its product Zn(II)2Cys6 transcription factor. The record is from RefSeq and is a predicted model, not a curated record. Lineage: Eukaryota; Fungi; Ascomycota; Eurotiomycetes; Eurotiales; Aspergillaceae. The coding region runs from base 1 to 1710 and encodes 569 amino acids. Gene Ontology annotation, molecular function: transcription cis-regulatory region binding; zinc ion binding; DNA-binding transcription factor activity, RNA polymerase II-specific. Gene Ontology annotation, cellular component: nucleus. Gene Ontology annotation, biological process: regulation of DNA-templated transcription. The transcript has 4 exons.
AUGCCUCCCGAUAGAGGCCGUGCCUCUAAAGCCUGCACUUCCUGCCGGAAACAAAAGACCAGAUGCUAUGAAUCGGGCAUUUCGGGGGCACCUUGUCUCCGAUGUGAGCGACUGGACCAGAGAUGCUCCUUUGUAAAGGAUGUCAUCAGCGAAGAGCCUAUACCCUCGGGGUCGAGUACUGAUGUUCGCCUAGAGCGCCUUGAAAAGACAGUCUCUCACCUUCUGAAUCGGCUGGGAGAAGAUUCAUCACAGCUUGCCCACGAUACUCCCGUGGAAGUCAAUCCAGCCCAGGCAAUAACCCCGGAUUCUGGAAACCCAAUACCGAAGGGCAAUGACUCCGCCGCCGCACCGGUCAUGGUCAUUCGCGAUUUAGCGGCUGAUACCGGUAUCGAGCUGGCUAACACAACACAAACUGUAUCAAUAGACAGGCUCGUUUCAGCAGAUCUUGCUCUCGAGCUGAUAUCCAUAUUCUCAGAGCAUUAUGGACGAUGGGUCCUGUUUGACCCAGACGACGAUGCUCAUUCCUUGCUCAGUCGAGUCAGAAAAUCGCCCCUUCUUUUCUGUGCAUGUUGCCUGAUCGCUGUGCGUCAUACUUCGCAAGACAUCGCCGCCAGCCUCGCUCCAAAGCUUUACGAAAACGCACGUUCUCUAAUUCAGAGUGCGCUUUUGAUAUCACCACAGCCAAUUGAAUUCUUCCAAGCUGUUAUUAUUCUCUGUAUGUGGUCUACUACAGUCGGACAGGUGCCCCUCAGCAUCGACAGCUGGCUGCUGAGUGGAUUUGCUCUGCAGCAUUGUCAGUCUAGCUCGCUGUUCUCUGUUGUCACCAAUCCGUCAUCAGCUGCAUCUGAAAUUGAUAAGUCUGCGCUUAACAUCUGGUUCUUGUGGAACCAUAUCUGUUUGGUCCAUCUUCAUUAUUGCGUCGGUACCAGCCGGAGGUCAAUGCUACAAGAUUGGCAUAUUGCACGGUGCCGUGCCAUUGUUGGUUCGGACCGGGCAACAAACUAUGAGUUGCGGAUGGUGGCAGAAAUUCACCUUUACCGUACCGUUUAUGACCUCUUAGCGAGCCCGAUAGACAUUUCCCAGUCGCUAUCGGGCCUUCAGACUUGGAAGAAAGAGUGGCAGUUUGUUUUGGAACAACCAAGGGCACAAUUCCUGAUGAUGGGGUUCCAUUUCUCGCAUCUACUCCUGUACGACCAGUGUCUGAAGUCAAAGUCAGCCCGAUCUCAGGAACAGAUCGCAUCCGAAAUGAUCUCACACGCUACAGUGAUUAUUAGGCUAGCUAUUGAUACCAUGGACGAGCGAACACGACAUCUGAGCGACCACAUCUACCACAUGAUUACGUUCGCAGCAAUCAUCAUAUGCCGCAUUAUCGGAGCCCCCGAACACCAUCCUGAAAUGAUCCAUGAUGUUAAGGAGUUAGACAGUUUGACAUCAAGUCUGGUGCAAUGGCUUCAAUCAAUCGGCCUUCCCUGUCAUGCAGCGCAUACGUUUGGGACCAUUAUUUCCCAGCUCCAACACAAGGCGCGGCCUCGGGUGGAUGCGACCACUUCGAGUCCCGUGCAGAUGGGUGAUAUGUUACCUGAUGAGUUCACCCGGUAUUACUUCCCAGAGUUUCUCGCUGUUGGAACAACGCCUAACGGAAGUUGGGACUUGGCUCCAAAUUUCUCCUUCUUCCCCCAGGAUUACCCCCUUCCGGAUGGGAUGAAUUGA